Mustela lutreola (European mink) is the source of this 3947-nucleotide messenger RNA. It is a transcript of the gene PNMA3, whose product is annotated as PNMA family member 3. Gene Ontology annotation, molecular function: nucleic acid binding; zinc ion binding. Bases 435 to 1826 code for a protein of 463 amino acids. Lineage: Eukaryota; Metazoa; Chordata; Mammalia; Carnivora; Mustelidae. The record is from RefSeq and is a predicted model, not a curated record. The transcript has 2 exons.
CCCGCGGCGGUGGCCGCAGCCCGGCCGCGUGACCCGCGCGCGCCAAUGGCCGCGCCAAUGGCGGUCUCCGGGGCGACGCGGAGGGUCCGCGCUCCGCCGCCCCCGCGCCCCCGCCCCGAGUCCGCAGUGCAGAGAGUGGCGGCGAGCAGGCGCCGGCGCGCUGGCCCACGUGCCGCGCGGAGCGAGGGACCGCGAGAGGAAGCGGGAGAGAGAGCCGCGCGGGAGAGCCGGGGAGAGAGGCGCGCACCGCCCGGCCGCGGCGCCGCGCAGCCCCUGCGCCCCUCCUGCUGGGGCCUCCGCCGGGAAAGACCCCGACCCAGAGGAAGGCUGUGGAGACCUGGUCUGUCUCCUGUCGCCCUGGGACUUGACUCUGAUAUAUGCGCAUCACGAAGUGAUCAUUCCCCCCUCAACUAGACUCCGCAGAGACUGGGGACAUGCCAUUGACUCUGUUGCAGGAUUGGUGUAGGGGGGAACACCUGAACACCCAGCGGUCCAUGCUCAUCCUGGGGAUUCCUGAGGACUGUGGUGAGGAUGAAUUCGAGGAGACUCUUCGGGAGGCUCUCAGGCACCUGGGCAGGUAUAGGGUCAUUGGUAGGAUGUUUAGGAGGGAAGAGAAUGCCCAAGCGUUUCUCUUGGAGCUUGCCCAAGAUAUUGACUAUUCUUUGAUCCCCAGGGAAAUACCUGGAAAGGGAGGGCCUUGGGAAGUGGUUGUAAAACCUCGGAACUCAGAUGGGGAAUUUCUCAAUAGACUGAACCGCUUCUUAGAGGAAGAGAGGCGGACAGUGUCUGACAUGAACAGGGUGCUUGGAUCGGACAUCAACUGUCCUGCUCCAAGACUGGCCAUAUCUCCUGACUUCUGGACUUGGGCCCAGACCCUGGGGGCCGCAGUGCAGCCACUGCUAGAACAAGUGUUGUACAGAGAACUAAGAGUGUUUUCUGGGAACACUGUGUCCAUCCCAGGGGCAUUGGCCUUUGAAGCCUGGCUUGAGCACACCACUGACAUGCUACAGAUGUGGCAGGUCCCCGAGGGUGAAAAGAGGCGGCGGCUGAUGGAGUGCUUGCGGGGCCCCGCUCUGCAGGUGAUCAGCGGGCUGCGGGCCAGCAAUGCUGCUAUAACUGUGGAGGAGUGCCUGGCCGCCCUGCAGCAGGUGUUUGGACCUGUGGAGAGCCGCAGAAUUGCCCAUGUAAAAUUUUGUAAGGCCUAUCAGGAGGUAGGAGAGAAAGUCUCCAGCUUUGUGUUGCGUUUGGAACCCCUGCUCCAAAGAGCCGUACAAAAAAAUGCAGUGUUACGGAGGAAUGUGAAUCAGGCUCGCCUGAAACAAGUCUUAAGUGGGGCUACCCUUACUGACAAACUUCGAGACAGGCUUAAGCUGAUGAAACAGCGAAGGAAGCCACCUGGUUUCCUGGCACUGGUGAAGCUCCUACGUGAGGAAGAGGAGUGGGAGGCCACUUUUGGUCCAGACAGGGAGAGGAUACCAGGGCUAGAUGCAGGCAUAAGGUCAUCUGCCAGAGCCAACGCUUUCAGAGCAGUGUCCUUCCCUGCCCCUGGCAACACUCUUCAGGCCAGGCCUUCCCAAGGCUUCAGACGCAGGAGGGGCAGAGGACAGCACCGAAGGGGACGUGUGCUAAGGGCCAGGUCUCGAGGUUCAGGAAAACGGAAACAUCACACGUUCUGCUAUAGCUGUGGAGAAGAUGGCCACAUUAAGGCGCAGUGCAGCAAUGCUCCAAACCUGCUCUUGGUAAGGCAGAGGAGACAGGCUGCAGCAGAGUCGGGAAAUGGGAACUGGGCUUGGGAAAAGAGCCAUCCCAAGCCCAAGACCAAGUAGGCUCCGGAGAACAGGGCAGCUCCUCUUACUACAGGCCAAGGAAAUGGAAGAGUUAUUGCAAGAAUGGAAAGGGGCAGUCCACACAAACAGCAGGGUACUCGAGUGGGGUGGAGGGGCAAAGAAGCCAGACCCAGGCUGAGCCCCCUCAUCCUCUGUCAGCUGAAAGGGACUGCACUCACCAAGCCACACAGGGCUCAGUGAUGGCCAAGAGCAGUGCCCUGAAGAGGUGCCAGAGACACAAGUGGCAGGCUGCCACAUUCAGCACAUGGGGUUCACCAGAUGCAGGCAAAGACUUCGACAUCACAGAGGCUGAAGAAGGUGCAGCUGGGGACUCGGUCAUUGGUCCCACUGUCUGGCCACCCCUAUAUGCCCACCCCAUGGGCUCCAAGCUGAAGAUGCCUACUGGCCCUCAGGCCACAUUGGGCCUGGAGGAAUCUUCCCCAGGGCCAGUCCUACCAACAAGAGUCAGCUCUUGCGCAGCCAAGAGGAAAUGCCCUGGCGCAGAUGCCACACAGUCCAGCCCGUCUUUAGGGUUGUCUGCACUGCUCUAGGGGAGCAAGAAGGCAAGAAGGCAACACCCUCGAGCACCUGCACGAGGGAGAGCAGGAGACCCAAACGCCCUGGUAGCCCAGCACCAGCCUACGGGCAGUUUCCUUCCCCUACAGCCUGGAAGGGCUCUGAGGGCAAGGGGAGCAAAGACCGUGAGGCGAAGACCCCUGGGCCACACAGAGUCUCGGCUUAGCCUGAGAGGUGGGUGGCCGCAUACCUGGCCGACCAGUACGCUACAGCUGGCUCUAGUGUGGCUGGAUGUGCAGGGAAACUUUUGUUCCAAAGUAGGAAGAGGAAGAGAAAGAGGAGGAGGAAAGGAGGAGAAAAAGUAUAGGAAGGAAGAGGAAAAGGUGAAGGAGAAAGAGAAGGAAAAGGGAGAGGAGGGAGGGGGAGGACUUCGUGGUGCGACGUGUUUCUGCUUUUGUUUGUCCGGUGUCACUGGAGACCAGGAGAACAUGGGCAAGGAGACCUGGGACUGGCCUGGUGAAUCACAGUUCAGCAGCUGCCAAUGCCAAGGCUCCGAUCCCUGCCAACCUGGGGAGCUGGCUUGGGACACCCCUGAGUGGUCAGCCCCAGUCUAGGUGAGGGGCACCCGGAGCCAUCUGCCAUCCAUACUGGACUGGGAGAUGUUAGGGACCAUUUCAAAGGUGCCAGCCUCUUGGGUCUCCCAAGAGGGAGACCCUCAUGUGCACCCCCCCCCCCAGGGCACGUCGCUCCAUGUUCUGGGAAACCCGCUUGUGUCUCUGUGGGGCCCUUAUGACCCACGUGUCACGUUACUCCCCCACCCCACUAGGUCCCGUUCCUGUACAGAGCCUUGAGGUGUGCAAGAGCCCGCGGUGGGUGUCCUGGCCCACCGGGGCAGCCACCCCCCCAGCCCGGGGGCCUGCCGUGAGCCUCAGUGGCGACCGGGGCUCCGCUCGCUCUCUCUCCCAGUGUUGUGAGCUCCACCGCUGCUUUCUCGGUGUAGAUUUAAGCCGGCCGCUGCUUGUUCUCGUGGAGAUGUGUGUGUGUGUGUGCUUCUCUGAGCGGCUGUCCCCAGCCCCAUCUCCGAGAUCCCCAGCCCAGUUCCAGGAGACGGCCGGAAGGAUGCCCGAGGGCACGGCUGCUGCUCGCCCCGUGACCUCGGGAAGGAGGAACCAACCAAGGACCGAGGUGGCCAGCGGGAGUCUCCACGGGAACCGUGCUCUGAUGUGCCACCCCGUUGUUUCUUGUGACUCCGUGUCCCCGGCUUGGCCGAGUGUCCCCUGCUGCGUUUUCCGCCAUCCCGGGACUGUCCUGUGCAGACCAUGGGGCGGGACCAGGCCCCAGCCUGUCGGCCAGAGGGGAGGGUGCGUGCCCUGGGGUGAGGGGACGUGCGUGGCCAGCGUCCGUCGUCCUGGCCAGAGGUUGAUUGUGGGGCCCCCAGGAAGGGAGACUGAGGCGGGAGGGCCACGGUGUUGGGGGAAGCAGAGGCACCUCGUUUGGGACCCCAAGAGGAGGGGGAGGCCAUGACCCAUGGGCUCUAGUGGCCGUUAGAUGUUCCUCUCUCUGUUGUCAUUCCCUGUCUUCGAUGGUUUCAUUACAUGUUUUCUU